Messenger RNA from Acanthamoeba castellanii str. Neff, 1218 nucleotides. Its product is annotated as Fbox domain containing protein. NCBI's taxonomy places the organism in Eukaryota, Discosea, Longamoebia, Acanthamoebidae. The transcript has 7 exons. The record is from RefSeq and is a predicted model, not a curated record. The coding region runs from base 1 to 1218 and encodes 405 amino acids. Gene Ontology annotation, molecular function: protein binding.
AUGGACCAGAGGCAGGGGAAGAGAUGCAUGGCCAGCCUUCCGCCGGAGGUGAUGGUGGAAGUGGCGAUGCAUCUGGGUCCCAGGGAGUGGCUUCGGCUGGCCCACGUCAACCGGGCCUUCCGCGCCCUCUUCUCACAUCAGCCCCUCUGGCGUCGCCUGCACCACUCGCGCUUCCCUCCUGCCACAGAUCCGACAAGUGGCACAACGCUUCUCGGGGGCGGUGGCGGCAGCGACGGCUUGAAGGCCAUCAAGCUUCUUCCGCGCUACGUCGUCAGUGGCGCACUCGAUGGCCGCCUCAAAGUGUGGGAGCGGGGAACGGGCGAGUGCCGCUACACCUUUGCGAAACACAAAGCCGCCAUCACGUGCCUCCGCUACGACCUGCGCACGCGCGCCAUGGUCAGCGGCUCUCUCGACCGCACCCUCCAUUUUUCACUCAACAAUGGCAUCCCGCACGUGAGCAGAUUGUACAAUCUUGAGAGCGGCACCACAAAUGCUCUACCGCACGCGGGCCAGGUCCUUACCCUGCAGCUUCGCGAUGACACCCUCUACACGGGCGGCUCGCACGGCCUGGUCUUCGUUUACAGCGUCACAGAGGCGGCCGCUUCUAUGAAGGCGCCCGCGGUCUCGAUCCUCUCCGGCCACGAUGGCGCCAUAACAGCCCUCGCGACCGACGAGCCCGGCCACCUGCUGGCCAGCGGCGGCGCCGACGCGGUGGUCAAGCUGUGCGACCCGCGCGUUCCACGCUCCGUGUUGCCGGCCAAGCUGACCGGCCAUUCUGCCGCCAUCACUGCGGUCAGCGUCCGGGACACUGUGGCCGUGACCUCCUCCCGGGCGCCGAAAGGCGAGCUCCUCGUGUGGGACCUCCGCAAAGUGGGAGAACGACACGACGGCCAGCCUGCUGCAUUGCUGCGCAACCUGGCGAGCGCCAAUGCGGUUCGUAGCUCGUGCUACGACGGCACCAAGCUCCUGGCGAGCACUGAUGGCGACAACUGCGUGCGGGUGUGGGACCCGCGCGACUGGACGUGCGGGGCCAAAUGGCCGCACGCGGCGCCGCUGCUGUGCCUCGACAGCCCAUCCACCAAGGCAUUUGUGGCCGGCGGACAAGACUACAGCGUGUCGCUGUGGGAAAAGCAGCCCAAGGCGCCCACAAACGGAAGCGCACAGAAGACCGGCCAAAGAGGCGAGGAGCGGAAGGUGAACAUCAACGACGGCAUGUAG